CGAUAAGCCACCGUCAAUCAUCACAUGACUCCAUCCCCUCCCUCCGCCUACGCAACCGUACCUAAUCCAUGGAUCGUAAACAAAAAACAUUCCACCCGAACUUGUCUGAAACCUCCGACACCCAAUCGACAAACCACAAAGUCUAAACGACAAAAGCUUCCAGCCCCCUCCCACUCAGAAACCCGACAGACAUACCCCACGCGUACCUGAUCUUGCAGACCGAAUCUAGCCAGUCUGCGCCAUCCCCCGGGAGUUGGAAAAAACCCCCGAAAGCGCAAGGGAGAGAGGGGGAGCCCUCCAAAUACAGAACAGAAGAGAAGAAACAAUGCCACCACCACCACCUCCCACGAAACCCACGAAACCCACAUUCAACCCAAACCCACAACCGCGAGCCCGCCUCUUCGACGUCUUCAACUCCGCCUCGACGGGUCAUCAGGUUGCCGAUGGCGGCGGCGCCCGCGGGCGCGAAUGGCGGAUCACCCGGCAGGAGAAACUGGCGCGGCAGUUUGGGUCGAGGGAUGGGGAUUGCACUUCUUCGCCUGCUUUGACACCUGCUGCAGCUGCUGCAGUGGAGGGGAUGGGAAAUGGUAGUGGGGAGGAGGAGGCCGGGAGGGGAGAGUGGGUGUUUGCUGCUACUGCUGCUCAUUCCGGCUCUGUUUGCUCUGGGAACAAAAACAACAGCAACAGCAACCACUCCAACAACAUCGGCGCGGGGUCACAGUUUGGUGCUGCUCAGCAGCACUCGCAUUUGCGCUCGUCGCAUAAUGGGCCGAGACAGGUCCAAUGGGGGGUUCGGGCUUCCUCCUCAUCGGCAUCGACGGGUCAGAUGGAUAUACGAAAUAUGCUUGGUGGGCAGGUUCGCAAACGAGGAUUCCCUGGGGGUGUGAGUGAUGACAGUGGGGGUGGUGAGUCGGGUGCGAUUGGGAUGAAGAAAGCGAAGGUGCAGACGGGGUAUAGCCCUGACUGGGCUACAGAGAUAGCACCACCAGCAGCGGCAGCAGUAACGACGACAACAGCAACAGAAGGAGCUGUAGCUGCGCCGGCCCUAAUAACCACCUCCUUCAAAUCUCAUCCCGCAACUACACCUACACCUACACCUUCUAUCACCUCGACGACCACGACCACGAUCAAAAGCCCAACAACACAAACGUCCCCCUCAACGACAUCUGCAACGACCCCAUCUACCUCAUGCCAAACUAUACCGCCAUCCCUUCAUACCGAUCCCAUGAACAACAAAAAGAUCUUCACCUCCCUCACCAUCCACAUCAACGGCCAAACCACCCCUCUCAUCUCGGACCACGCUCUCAAGCGCCUCCUAGUCUCCCAAGGAGCCACCCUCAGCCUCUCCCUCUCGCGGAAGAUCACGCAUGUCAUCAUCGGAGUCCCCAAUGCAGGACCGGGCAGCGGCGGCGCGGGAGGUGGACUCGCCGCUACCAAGAUCCAGAAGGAGCUCCAGCGCGGAGGAUGGAAGGGAGUGAAGAUUGUGGGGGUCCAAUGGGCUUUGGAUAGUAUCAAGGCUGGGAAGCGGCUCUCAGAAGGUAGAUAUGCGGUUCAAUUACGAGGGAGGCAGAGGAGUGUGCUUGGGUUCUGCUCCCCGUCAUCUGCAGAGGGCUUAUGAUGCAUGCAUACACGAUUGCUCCUGCAAGACAUUCAUAGAUUCGCAUUGACUGCGACUCCAUUGACCACUUGACUUCGAAAGAUACCCCCGUGCAAUAUACGCCCCAUCCUUAUCGGGCCAUACAUUUGCGCAAGCUUAUCACGAUAAUACCUUAAUCUCAACAAGGAUCAAAUACAUACACAUACAUACAUUA
Aspergillus japonicus CBS 114.51 is the source of this 1811-nucleotide messenger RNA. RefSeq lists its product as uncharacterized. The transcript has 2 exons. The record is from RefSeq and is a predicted model, not a curated record. Lineage: Eukaryota; Fungi; Ascomycota; Eurotiomycetes; Eurotiales; Aspergillaceae. The coding region runs from base 326 to 1618 and encodes 430 amino acids.